AUGGCAGAAAAUCGACGAAAUGGCCGGAAGGGCUUUACGUCGAACAAUCAACCUCAAUCAUGUCCCCAUUUUCUGCGAAAUAGGUGUACAUACGGUCAGAAUUGCCGAUUCCUACAUGAUACUUCAAGCACGCAGAGAUCCGCCAGACCCAAUCAUACCAACGCCCCCAGCGCUCCUCGAGAUGGAAAACUGCACCAGUGGAAGAAGCUCAUCAAGCUGGGAGACUCGGGAUCCAAUUCGCCCGAGUUGAAGAACGUUGUUGUGGGCCAGUUCUUCCAACUCGGUUUAGAAUUGUUGGACGGUGAUAUCGGCGCUGCACAAGAAGCCAUCAAACUUCUUGCCAAAGAUUCUGGCCUGACGUUUAUCAAGGCGUUGACUGAACGGCAUAUCGCACAACCUGGAAAUGCUAACAAGCUCACUCUGUGGGAGACCGAAGUCAGACCACUGUUUUCCCUUAUCACACACCCCCGAGUUGUAGACUCAGCCGUUCUUGAACAGCAAGUCGCCGACUUGUUCAACUUUCUUCUUGGAGUUCAGGGUCGGCGAAUGACCAUAUUGUUCAAUUUCAUUCUCCAGCUCAUCGCUGAAUUGACACGACCUACACAAUGUACUUUACGACUUGGAAUACUCGAGCUUUCACUUAACGUGCUUGCAAAGAUAAUCGAUUGCAACACCAACAACAUUGUCAAUCCAGAAUGUGGCAGGCUGGUCUCCGCAUUUGCCCAGCUCUUGCAUCACCACUCUAACGGCAAAGAUAACUUCUCAUUCGUGCAGGCGUCCAAGUAUGUCGAGUACAUGCAACAACGACUGGACACUGGCAAGGAUAUCCCCGAGAUGAUGUUCAACACUCAUGCCCCACUAUCGAGGGAAAGUUUCGUGCUCAAACGAAAUGGGCCAGGCACACUCUCUGCUGACGGACGCCGCCAUGACAAUGACCACACCGACAUCAGGAAUAUCCAAAUCAUGCCUACCUUCGAUGAGAUUGUAUCUCCCCGCGCAGAGUACUUGCCAACCAAGUAUCCUUCUGAAUGGCAUAUCGGAGGAAUCCGAGGCCGUCUAGAUCGAGAGUUUCGACUCAUUCGAGAGGAUACAGUUGGACAGCUCCGAGACGUUGUGCGUGACAUGCUGGAAGCGGCUCGAGACCCAAAGCGAGGCAUUCUUCAAAAGUCAAAAACUAUGAGAACUUACACUUACGAAAGCCCCAUGCCCAUUCAUGUCAAUUGGCAUCGGAUUGGAGGGCUAGAGAUGGUUUUAUCCUGCAAGCAACCCCCUGCCGUUAGCAAGCUGAACGCGAAAAAACGACGAGAGUGGUGGGGACAUUCCAAGAGAUUGCAAGCUGGCGCGCUUGUCUGUCUGUUCGAUAUCAAAGGUACAGUGAUAUUCUGCGUUGUGUCUGACACCACAAUGAGAUCGAGGGACGACAAAGAAGGCAGAACAUUACAGAAGAAGGCCGAGGGUCAGGAGUCUAACGAAGAAGUCAGAACCCUGUCGGACGAUGAGGCAGUUUUGUUUGUCAACCUGCGACUUGUGGAUCCAACUGACACUGAGAUAUCGCAUGCCAUGCGAUGGUACAAAAGCACCCGAUCAUCUCCGCGUCGAUAUCUUGUCGAGUUCCCAGGAGUGCUCCUUGACUCGUUCAAACACACCCUAUCAGCUCUGCAAAAGAUGCAUGAGAAGCCUGACAUUCCAUUCAAGAAGUUGUUGGCGCCCAAGAACGACCCAGACUCCGAUGUGGAUGUCGGACUACCACAAUAUGCGAGAGUGCCAGGCUUUGCUUUCGACCUCGGCUGCCUUACCGCUGACAAAUCCGCGCUUGCUAUGAACCCUCGCUCGCCUCUUGCGCCCGAAACUCUGGCACUCAAAACCAGUCUCGAUCCCACUCAGUCUGCUGCCCUAUUGAACACCUUGACAAGAGAGUUGUCGCUUGUCCAAGGCCCUCCGGGAACGGGCAAAAGCUACACUGGAGAAAAGAUCAUCAAAGUUCUCUUGAACAGUAGAAAGAGAGCGAAGCUAGGUCCAAUUCUUUGUGUCUGCUACACGAACCACGCUCUGGAUCAGUUACUUGAACAUCUCCUCGAUGACGGAAUCAAAAGCAUCAUUCGUAUGGGGUCACGAUCUAAGUCUGAGCAAUUGGAGAAUCUGAACUUACGUGCUGUUGCCAGAGAGACGUUCCUAACAAAGUCUGAAAAGGGUGGCCUGUGGGAAGCAGAUCAACGAAUCCGCCAACAUGUCGAGGAGGGGCAGGAACUGCUGCAGGAGCUUGCCUCGUGCCAAUCAUGGACCUCCAUCAAGGCCUUGCUGUCGUCCGAAUACCCUCGACAAUACGCAGAGAUUUUUGGAGAAGACCGUGAUGGGUGGAAAACAGUCAUUCAUCAGCCCGAAAUGGCCAUUCAUCGUUGGCUUCAAGGCGGAAAUCAUGUUACAGGAAGCCGCCCUAGACGACUUGGACAGCUCAAGCUUGCUCCACUUCAAACUCUGACCAAGGAAGAACGGGUCACCCUCCAUCGGCACUGGAUCGAGUCAAUCAGGGAUCCAAUCAUAACCAAACUCGCAAGACUGGAUCUAGAAUAUAAAAAUGCCGUGCGACACAAAGACGAAAUCCGUGGGGACAUUGACCUGCGCUGUCUCAACGAGGCAGAUAUCGUCGGCGUAACCACGACAGGUUUGGCCAGGAACUUGACUCUCUUGCGAAAGUUGCGAUGCAAGGUGAUGCUUUGCGAAGAGGCGGGUGAGGUUCUCGAGGCCCAUAAUCUUACGGCCCUCCUCCCUUCCAUAGAGCAUGCCAUACUGAUUGGCGACCAUCUGCAACUUCGCCCUCAGAUACAGAACUACGAUCUGCAAAGCACCAAUCCACGUGGCAAGCAAUUUUCCCUCGAUGUUUCCUUGUUCGAGAGACUAGUUGAACCAUCGCACGACACAGCGGUAAAGAUACCUUACAGUGUGCUCGAGACACAAAGACGAAUGCAUCCUUCAAUCGCUGAACUGGUCCGAUCGACGUUGUAUCCAUCGCUGAAAGACUCACAGAACGUAGAAGACUAUCCACAGGUAGUGGGUAUGAGACGACGUCUAUUCUGGUUCAACCAUGAUCAACCUGAAAAUGCAAACGGUAACGACGAGUCAAUGAGUACUUCCAGGUCCAACAACUUCGAAGUGGACAUGACAGUUUCUCUUGUUUCUCACCUAUCGCAGCAGGGGAAGUACGGAGCAGGGGACAUCGCGGUCAUCACACCAUACCUAGGUCAGCUUCAACUCUUGCGUCGUAAGAUGGAGUCCAUGUUUGAGAUUUGUGUCAACGAUCGGGACGCGGACGAACUCGAGACUAUUGAAGGGGAGGGUGGGGAUGCUAUUCUCCCAAACAUUAGCCCCCUUCGAAAGACAACUCUCCUCAAGACUGUCAGAGUGGCGACCGUUGAUAACUUUCAGGGUGAAGAAGCCAAAGUUAUCGUGAUCUCCAUGGUUCGAAACAAUCCUCAGAAGGAGUGUGGCUUCCUCAAGACCUCGAACCGUAUCAACGUUCUGUUGUCCCGUGCGCAGCAUGGCAUGUACAUCAUUGGAAACACAAGCUCGUAUGAGAGGGUACCUAUGUGGAACCAAGUCAUCAAAGUCCUGGCCGUCAAUGAAAAUGUUGGUGCGAAGCUGGAACUGCAGUGCCCCAGGCAUCCGGAGACACCUAUGCUGGUCUCACAUCCCGAGCACUUUUCUCAAAUGUCUCCCGAGGGUGGUUGUCGACUUGUUUGCGACAAGCGAUUAACCUGCGGCCAUCCCUGCAAGCGCAAGUGUCACUCAGACACCCUUCACCGCGCCGUCAAGUGCUUAGAAGCAUGUCCACGAUUGAAGCAAGGAUGCAAUCACGCUUGCCCCCUCAAAUGCGGAGAGCCUUACUUGAGAAAACUGAUGUACUGCUUCCGUGUGGACAUCACCUUUCUUCUCCGAAAUGCUGGGAAGCACAAAACCCAGCGUCUGUCCGAUGUGUCAAGAUGGUCACGAAGAAAGUCCCAGGAUGUGGUCAUGAAGUAUACGUUAAGUGUUGUGAGGAUGUCACCACGGAUGACUUCAAGUGUCUUUCGCCAUGUGGGAGCCAUCGCACCUGUGGGCAUACCUGCAAGACGCGUUGCUUCCAAUGCAACACUCGCAAGGACGGGGAGAUUAUACAGAAAAAUCAUGGUAUAUGCACCCAACGCUGCGGUCGGAACUACUCGACUUGCCAACAUAGCUGUGCUCAAAGUUGCCAUGGUGAUGCACCUUGUCAACCGUGCAAGGAACGAUGCGAAGUCCGUUGCAUUCACUCAAGAUGCGACAAACCUUGCAGCGAACCUUGUGCUCCCUGUGCUGAGGCAACGUGCGCUUCAAGCUUGUACUGCACCCUGUGCCGCCCCUUGCAACUGGGUGCCUUGUUCCUUGAGAUGUGACAAGCUCCUCGACUGUGGGCAUCAAUGCCCAUCAAUCUGUGGAGAAGUCUGUCCUUCUUCCAAAUUCUGCCAGAUCUGCGCAACUGAAGAUAUCAAGUCUGUAUGCGUCGACUUCAUCAUGAUGACGGAAUACCGAGACAUUGAUCUUGAUGAAGAGCCUUGUGUAUUCCCUAACUGUGGGCACUUCCUCGCUGUCUCUUCAAUGGAUGGUCAGAUGGACAUGGUAGCACACUACACACUCGAUGCCGACGGUCUUCCCACACAGAUUCUUCGGAGCUCUGAGCCUUUCUCUCUGGACGGUCAGGACAUUAAGUCCUGUGCCACCUGUCGCGGGUCUCUCCGCAGUAUCUCACGAUACGGUCGAAUUGUGCGCCGAGCUAUGCUUGACGAGGCGACAAAGAAGUUCAUCUCUUGUUCAAACGAUGAGUAUCGCUUAUUGGCAUCAGGACUUGUGAGUGAACAGGAACGCCUGGUCGCUAUGAAACCUCCUGGGCUACUGGACCGCAACCCUGGGACAAAUGCGAAUUUGACUGUUUCAGGUUCGCGCCAAAGACAACUACAGAUCCUGAAAGAGUUUGUUCGUACACGAUAUGAUUCCAUUCUCAGAUUUCGGAAAUAUGUGGUAUUCUAUGCCGCCAAAGUGAGAAAGGAGGAACAACCUUUCCAGCGCGUCGCAAAUCUUGUCAGGCACUCCAACCUUCAUCGGGGUGGGCAGAAUGAAUUCCGAUACGACCAGGCUGUCAUCCAAGCAAAAGGGACCCUCCUCUCGGCAGCAUUGCUUUUGAAAUGCGACAUAUUAAUUCUUUCCGACUUCUUUGGGCUCUUGGUCGGCGGGAAAGCAAAGUCUCCCACAUCAGAAGUCCAUCUCGACUUUUCGUGCUUCAUGAGCGACUGCGAUACCUUGAUCAAAGAUGCACAGGCUGCCCGAUAUCCACGAGAAGAGACCCAGGGUCACGUAUUUUAUGCUCAAAUUUGCGCCUUCUCCCGUCAAUGUGCCUCCAAACCCUCUGAACCCAAUCAGCAGAAUGGCCAGGCCUCGAUAUCUGUAUCGACAGCCGUUCCUGACUCACUGGACCAGCUACGUGAGAAGGGUCUUGACCACAUUUCAAAAGCAAGGAAUCUCCUGGAGAAGAACCCAUCAUGUGCGUUCCUCGAGAAAGAGGUAGACGCUGCGGAAGAAGCUCUGAAUGGUGGAGUUUAUCGUCCUGUUACAGCCGAGGAGUUGAGACAAGUGUAUGCUGCGUCUACGGGAGAGCUACGUGGAACGGGACAUUGGUACACGCGUCGUAACGGGCACCCUUUUACUAUCAACAAUUGUGGUAUGGCGAUGCAGGAAGCAACGUGUCCAGAGUGUGGAGCUCCGAUCGGUGGACGGGAUCAUGUGUCAGUCGAAGGUGUAAGGCAUGCCACAGAGAUUGAAGAGAUUGCGAGAGGGAUGGGAGGAGUGCAUUUAUAA
Fusarium venenatum is the source of this 5865-nucleotide messenger RNA. NCBI's taxonomy places the organism in Eukaryota, Fungi, Ascomycota, Sordariomycetes, Hypocreales, Nectriaceae. The record is from RefSeq and is a predicted model, not a curated record.